UCGAAGGCAGCGAUCAAAAGCGACAGGUGGAGACGACAGGGUUUACAGUGCUUACUCUGGAACUAACACUCCGAAAACACGGAAGACCGGAGACUUAUAAACAUGCCUUUUCAAAGACAGAACUGGAAAUGGUCCAUUAUAUUGUUUACACUUGCUAUCUGCACCGUCCUCACCGGUGCUCAGCAUGAACCUGGCUACUGUGCAUUUUAUGAGGACUGUGGUAAAAACCCUUCCGUCGAGGGGUCUCUCAUUCCCCCAAGGGUGCCCUGUAAGGACUACAGAAAAGCAGUGAAUGUGAUGGGAGAACACUACAAAACUUUUCAAUCCGUGUGCCCAAUGUUGGACAAAGGUGAGGGUAAGACCCUCGCCUGCUGCUCCCUCAAUCAGCUCUUGGCUCUGAAAAGCAGCCUGAUGCUGUCCAAAGCUGUGCUGAACCGCUGCCCGUCAUGCGCAGACAACUUUGCACAUAUGCACUGCGCCACCACCUGCAGUCCAAAUCAAAGCCAGCUGUUAAAAAUCACCAAAACGGCCAACAUCUCACAAUCCAACAACACGUUUAAGGAAGCUGUGGUCGGUUACGAGGCUUACAUCUCCACCAAUUUCUCUGAUGUCGCUUUUGAGUCCUGCAAGAAUGUACGAAUCCCAGCCACCGGAGGGUUUGCGAUCGCUACCAUGUGCGGUCGCUACGGGUCGUCACUGUGUACGCCGCAACGCUGGUAUGAUUUCCAAGGUGACUCUAGCAAUGGACUAGCUCCUUUGGAUAUUAAUUUCAUGCUCUUGUCAGAAGGUCACACUAGCGUGCUUCCACCAGGCGCGACUUUGUUCGCAGGACCAGCGUUGAAAUGUAAUGAAACCACACCCACAGGCGAAGAAUCCUGCUCCUGUCAGGACUGCGUGCAAUCCUGCCCGGCCGUACCAGAGCUUGCCCCUUUACCAGAACCGUUUAGGAUUGGUAAGCUCGACGGAGUUCUGGUCAUCUGCAUCAUAGUCUUCUCCAUUGUCUUUCUGCUGUUCGUUUGUUUCUUGGCAUUCAAGUACAGCACCAAACAACUUAAGUGGAAUAGCAAAGACCAAAAUCAAAAUGACAUUAACCAGAAGAUCAGUCCCAAAGAUGUGCGCUGUUCAGACAAAGCUAGUCUGGCCACUCAAGAAUUUUUGGGUUCGCUCUUCCAGAUGUGGGGAACCAUAAUGGCUCGCCAUCCUCUGAAGGUGCUCCUGGCAUGCCUUGUGGUUGUGUUGGCGUUCGCGGUGGGAAUAAUAAACAUAGAGCUCACCACAGAUCCUGUCCAGCUCUGGUCGGCUCCCAACAGCCGCGCCAGGCGCGAGAAGGACUUUCACGAUACGCAUUUUGAUCCGUUCUACCGCACCAAUCAGGUGAUCCUGACCGCUCCGGACCGGCCCAGCCACUUUUAUGACUCCUUACUUUUCGGCCAGCAAAACUUCAGCGGUAUCAUCUCUAAAGAUUUGAUCACUGAGCUGUUGGAGCUUCAAAAUAAAAUCCAGGCUAUUGAAUUCUGGUCAGAUGAAUUGAACCGCAACGCCAGCCUUAAGGAUAUUUGCUACGCCCCGCUCAAUCCAAAUGACCCUUCUUUAACCGACUGCGCCGUCAACAGCCUGCCGCAGUACUUCCAAAACAAUAUUACAAAUCUGAACCGGGAAGAAAACAUGACACAGCUUGGUGUGACCAAGAAGGUGGAUUGGAGAGACCACUUUAUCUAUUGUGUGAACUCUCCAUUAUCAUUUAAAGACAUCACAGCCCUUGGUAUGAGUUGUAUGGCGGACUACGGGGGUCCGGUCUUCCCCUUUCUUGCUGUCGGAGGAUAUGAAAAUGAAGAGUUCACCGCUGCUGAGGCUCUGAUACUCACCGUCUCCUUAAACAACUAUCCACGAUCCAACGUUAAAUUUAAGGUGGUGCAACAAUGGGAAAGCAGAUUCCUCGAUAUCGUGCAGGAAUAUCAGAGGGACCCGAAAACUAAUUUCACAUUUGCCUACAUGGCUGAGAGAUCUCUGGAGGAUGAGAUAAACAGAACCACGUCGGAGGAUAUCCCCAUAUUCAUGAUAAGCUACGCUGUCAUCUUCCUCUACAUCGCUGUGGCUCUCGGGGAAUAUUCAUCCUGCAAGCGGAUCCUGGUAGAUUCAAAGUUCCUGGUUGGACUGGGUGGUAUUUUGGUGGUUGGCUGCUCUGUACUGGCCUCAAUGGGUUUUUAUGCAUGGAUUGGCAUCCCGUCAUCAUUGAUCAUUCUGCAGGUUGUGCCCUUCCUCGUUCUUGCUGUAGGAGCUGACAACAUCUUUAUUUUGGUGCUGGAGCAUCAGAGAGAUAUGCGUAGACCGGGAGAGACGAGAGAGGAGCAUAUUGGAAGAGUGCUUGGAAACGUGGCACCCAGCAUGCUCCUUUGCAGUUUGUCUGAAUCAGUUUGCUUCUUCCUUGGUGGUUUGAGCAGUAUGCCAGCUGUAAGAUCUUUCGCUCUGUAUGCUGCAUUGGCCGUGCUCAUGGACUUCAUGCUGCAGAUGACGGCUUUUGUGGCUCUGCUGUCGCUCGAUGCCCGGCGACAAAAUGCAAACCGCUGUGAGAUUGCUUGCUGCGUUACCGUUAAAACCCCACACCCGUCCAAACCUAACCAGGGCGUCCUGCUCCCUUUUAUGAAAAAAUACUAUGCUCCUGCGCUGCUGAACCCUGUCAUCAGAAUAAUAGUGAUGCUGGUUUUCCUCGCGAUGUUCUGCGCUUCCGUGUUCCUCUUGUUUCAUGUCAAAGUGGGCUUGAAUCAGGAACUCGCCAUGCCAACUGACUCCUACAUGUUGGACUACUUUGCAUAUCUCUAUAAGUAUUUUGAGGUCGGUGUCCCUACGUAUUUCAUCACAAACAAAGGGUUCAACUUUAAUAGCGUGGAGGGCAUGAACGCUACGUGUGCUAGUGUGGGUUGUGACCAGUUCUCUCUGACUCAGAAGAUCAGAUAUGCCACCGAAUACCCUGAACGAUCAUAUUUGGCCAUUCCAGCAUCCUCAUGGGUAGAUGACUUUAUUGACUGGCUCAACCCCGGAUCCAAAUGUUGUCGUCUCUAUACAAGUGGUCCAAACUUAGGCGAAUUUUGUUCUGCCAGUGAGAGUAAUUCACUAUGUUUAAAAACGUGUAUGAGUCGGCCCGAAAAUGGGGUUCUGCGUCCUAAUGUCACUCAGUUUAACACGUAUCUGCCAGACUUUCUAAGCAACAGACCUGACCUGCAGUGUCCAAAAGGUGGCUUGGGGGCUUAUGACAAAGCUGUUGUGAGGGACAAUUUUACCGGUGAAAUAAUAGCUUCUCGGUUCAUGGCGUACCACACACCUCUGGUGACCUCUCAGGAGUUUACUGCAGCGCUGGAGAAGGCGAGAGAACUGGCCCACGAGAUCACCUUGACCAUGAGAAAUAUUCCCGGUACCUCUCCUGACUUCGAGGUCUUCCCUUACACUGUGACGUACGUGUAUUAUGAACAGUACCUGACCAUCGUGAACGAGGGUGUGUUUAACAUCGCCAUGUGUCUGCUCCCAACGUUCAUCGUGUGUUGUAUCCUCCUCGGCAUGGAUUUGAGAUCGGGGUUUCUAAACUUGCUGACCAUAGUGAUGAUCACUGUGGAUACAGUUGGGGUCAUGACACUGUGGGGCAUUGAUUUCAACGCUGUGUCUCUUAUAAACCUUGUAACGGCUGUUGGUAUAUCAGUGGAGUUUGUUUCUCAUAUCACACGCUCAUUUGCUCUCAGUAUUCUCCCCACAAAGGUGGAAAGAGCAAAGGAAGCCACAGCCAACAUGGGCAGUGCGGUUUUCGCUGGUGUUGCAAUGACUAAUCUACCUGGGAUUGUGGUGCUGGCGUUUGCAAAGGCGCAGCUCAUUCAGAUCUUCUUCUUCAGACUAAAUCUGAUUAUUACAUUACUUGGCAUGGCCCAUGGCCUCAUAUUUCUGCCAGUGCUGCUCAGUUUCUUUGGGCCUGGUGUGAACAAGGCAGUUCUCCUGCGGAUUCAAGAACAAAAGGCCAAAGAGGUGGAACUCCAAGCCAAACAUGUAUAUAACAACAUCAACUUUGAAAACAACGAGAAGUGUGUCAAUGCAGACCCCACGUCUUUUUCAAGAAACAAUAUUAUUCCCAACAACAGCCAAGAACAACCUGCAGGGCAAACUGACAUCAUGUAGCCCAAGACUCUCAUGAAUUGCUCUACCUCUAUUUUUUUCCUCUACAACUUUAUUGACUUAUAAAUAAAGGGACCAUCCACCAUUAUCUACACUGCUGCAGGUGAGCACCUGGAGGACAAAACAAGCCAAAAAAAAUUGAAACAAUACCUUAACAUUAAUAGAACUUUUGCAUACAUGCACUUUCAGUUUGAGGCCAUAACACAUUGUAAAAGGUAAACGCAGAAACGAAUCAUGUUGUGUCGUCUUCAUUCCAAUGUGGACCUCUCAAUAGAACCGUGAUGCUGCUUCAGAACUGCAUAUAAUCUUUGGAGGAACGUGGUGCUCACAGGCGAUACCUGCCAUACAAUUUGAGUGUUUCAUUUAAUCGUGAUGUUUCAGUUUCAAGUUUCAAUUUUAAGGAUUAUUUUACUUUUUUACUCAACUGUGUAGCGUUUGUCAAAAAAGUAUUUAAUUUUAUCGUUGUUUGUUUUGUGAUGUCUGAAACUAAUAUAACAACCCUAGUAACACUCCAGUGAAAAGAGUGUAAUGUCUGCUAUUGUGUCAUGAGGAUUAAUGUUGUAAUAUUAAAAUGCACCGUGUGUAUUUGUAAAAUCUUUUGUCUGUCCACUAUAUUAAACAUAUAUGGUCUGUGAAUCUGAUUAUGAGAUAAUGAGCAUUAACGUUUGAUUUCAACCAUAAAACAUGGUCUUACUUAACAUUACAUACCAAUAUUAAAGUCAUUAUGACAGAAUGUUCUUUACAUUAUGUAAGAUAAUGGAGAGAGAAAAAAAAGUAAAUCACAAAAAAUUGACUUUGGCUGGGUUGUCACAGACUGAGUCACUCACAGUAUGAACGUUAUAACUUUAAGGCUUAUCACUUACCUUUAAAAUAACAAAAAGGUGUUCUCAUAGAAGUUUAUUCUGUAUGAUUGUAGCCAAUACACUUUCAGAAGCAAUUAAAAAAGUUUGUUUUUAGUAAAAGAUUUGCAGGAUAUUUAUUGUACCGUAAACCAGCUUACAGCUGGAUUGUAACACAUUUAAAAACAUUUUA
Triplophysa dalaica is the source of this 5187-nucleotide messenger RNA. It is a transcript of the gene npc1l1, whose product is annotated as NPC1-like 1. The transcript is spliced from 20 exons. Gene Ontology annotation, cellular component: membrane. NCBI's taxonomy places the organism in Eukaryota, Metazoa, Chordata, Actinopteri, Cypriniformes, Nemacheilidae. The record is from RefSeq and is a predicted model, not a curated record. Bases 103 to 4158 code for a protein of 1351 amino acids. Gene Ontology annotation, molecular function: lipid carrier activity.